AUGCGCCUUUUCAGAGUGAAGAGCAUACAAGCGUCCUGUGAGCGGAAGUGUGAAAACCCAGCAAUUCACGACAGGAAGAGCUCUACUCAGAUAUCCCAGGCCAACUACCCGCUCUCAUCAAGUGUCAUCAUUUUUUCGCUGAGAAUAUCCGACAUCAGUGGCCGUGGCGCGUUACGCCUUGUCCGUCUCGUAGACGAGCCUGUAAUCCCUGGCUGCUAG
Sparassis crispa is the source of this 219-nucleotide messenger RNA. RefSeq lists its product as hypothetical. The record is from RefSeq and is a predicted model, not a curated record. The transcript has 2 exons. NCBI's taxonomy places the organism in Eukaryota, Fungi, Basidiomycota, Agaricomycetes, Polyporales, Sparassidaceae. Bases 1 to 219 code for a protein of 72 amino acids.